Molecule: messenger RNA, 1283 nt
Organism: Polychytrium aggregatum
Lineage: Eukaryota; Fungi; Chytridiomycota; Chytridiomycetes; Polychytriales
Exons: 2
Coding region: 112-1143 (343 amino acids)
Source: RefSeq, a predicted model, not a curated record
CAGCAGCAGCAGCAGCAGCAGCAAGGCGGAGACCGCGGGCUGUUCGAUAACCCCAUCGGCGCCCAGGUUCUGCAAGGCAUCGAAGGCGUGGUCGACCAAAAGUUCCCUGGCAUGCACCUGGGCUCUAUGCUCGGCGGCAUGCUCGGCGGCGGCGCUGCUCCCGGCGGACCCGGUGGACCCGGUGGAUCUGAAGAAUACGAUGACGAGCGACCCUCUGGCUAUGGCGGCCAGUCCGGUGGAUACUCUGGUUAUGGCCAGGGUCCUCAGAGCCAAGGCCCCAGCGGUGGUUAUGGUCAAGGCCCCAGCGGUGGUAACCAGUCCUACUCUGGUUACGGCCAGGGCCAGAGCCAGGGUCCCUCUGGUGGCUAUGGCCAGGGUCCCUCUGGCGGUUACGGUCAAGGUCCCCAGAGCCAGGGUCCUUCCGGUGGCUACGGUCAGAGCCAAGGCCCCUCUGGAAACCAGUCCUACUCGGGCUACAACCAGGGUCAGGCUCCCCAGAGCCACGGUCCCUCUGGUGGCUACGGCCAAGGUCCCCAGAGCCAGGGUCCUUCCGGUGGCUACGGUCAGAGCCAAGGCCCCUCUGGAAACCAGUCCUACUCGGGUUACAAUCAAGGCCAGGCUCCCUCGGGCGGCUACGGACAGCAGUCUCCUAACGCUGGCCCUGGCCCCAAGCAAAACGAGCCGGCGCCUGUGUAUGCCUCGGGCGCCGUCCCUGCCAACGCCUUUGAUCAGUUCGACUCGGCCUCCCAUGGAGCACCCCAGAACAAGCCUCCUCAGGGCUCUUCCUACGGCCAGGCUCCUCAAGCUCCUCAGGGCUCUUCUUAUGGCCAGGCUCCUCAAGCUCCUCAGGGCUCUUCUUAUGGCCAGCCCCAGAACAACAACUCGCAGUACUCCAGUUACGAGUCGUCUGGCCCGGCUGCUCCUCAUACCCAGCAGCAGCCGCAGCAGCACCAGCAGCAGCACCAGCAGCAACCCCACAAGCAACAACAUGCCCAGCAGCCCCACGUCCAGCCCCAAGCCCAGAACAGCGGCUACGGUGCCCCCCAGCAGCCACAGCAGGGCAACCAGGGCAACCAGGGCCCCGUCUACUCUGAUGCCCCUGUUCCCGCCAACGCCUUCAGCGCCUUUGAUGCUCGCCACUAAACUACCGUAGCCCCCGCCCCUUCCUCUUGUGUUGUCGAUGUUUGGCCAUGGCGAUUGAAUCUCUGUACAGCGUGUUGAAGAAAAAAAUGGUAUACAUCGUCUCAUUCGGACAAACACGACGUAGUCGAUCAUAUCACACC